Messenger RNA from Echinops telfairi (small Madagascar hedgehog), 2517 nucleotides. RefSeq names its product solute carrier family 25 member 34 (gene SLC25A34). The record is from RefSeq and is a predicted model, not a curated record. The transcript is spliced from 5 exons. The coding region runs from base 115 to 1071 and encodes 318 amino acids. NCBI's taxonomy places the organism in Eukaryota, Metazoa, Chordata, Mammalia, Afrosoricida, Tenrecidae.
UGUUCACCGGGACGCCUGCCCUCCAGACAUGAUCCUGGGCGCCCUCGGCCCCUGGCCCUGCGGCCCUACGCGGGCACAAACCGCCUAAGCGCCACCACCUCCAGCCGAGACCUUAUGCCCCUGAGCCCGGCACAGCCGGCCCCUCGCCCGGAAGCCAUGGAGCCGGUGUCCCCGGCUGUGGACCUGGUGCUGGGCGCCUCGGCCUGCUGCCUGGCCUGUGUCUUCACCAACCCCCUGGAGGUGGUGAAGACGCGCUUACAGCUGCAGGGGGAGCUGCGGGCCCGGGGCACCUACCCAAGGCCCUACCGCGGCAUUGUGGCGGCGGCCGCCGCAGUGGCCCGCACCGACGGUCUGCGGGGUCUGCAGAAGGGACUGGCUGCUGGUCUCCUCUACCAGGCCCUCAUGAACGGUGUCCGCUUCUACUGCUACAGCCUGGCGUGUCAGGCCGGCCUUGCCCAGCAGCCCGGCGGCACCCUGGUGGCGGGCGCCCUAGCAGGGGCGCUGGGAGCCUUCGUGGGGAGCCCUGCUUACCUGGUCAAGACGCAGCUGCAGGCCCAGUCGGUGGCCGCCAUGGCUGUGGGCCACCAACACCAUCACCAGGGGGUCCUUGGAGCCCUGGAGACCAUCUGGCGACAGCAGGGCGUGACGGGACUAUGGCGAGGAGUGGGUGGAGCUGUGCCUCGAGUCAUGGUGGGCUCUGCUGCCCAGCUGGCCACCUUCGCCUCCUCCAAGGCCUGGGUGCAGGAGCGGCAGUGGCUCCCGGAAGAAAGCUGGCUGGUGGCCCUGGCUGGGGGCAUGAUCAGCAGUGUCGCUGUGGCUGCGGUCAUGACACCAUUCGAUGUGGUCAGCACGAGGCUGUACAAUCAGCCCGUGGAUGAAGCUGGCAGGGGCCAGCUGUACAGGGGCCUUGUGGACUGCCUGGUGAAGAUCUGGAGACAGGAGGGCCCCCUGGCCCUGUACAAGGGCCUGGGUCCUGCCUACGUGCGGCUGGGCCCCCACACCAUCCUCAGCAUGCUAUUCUGGGACGAGCUUCGGAAACUGGCCAGGCGGGACCAGCAACAGGGCACCUAGGCACCUGCCCCCACCCCAUCCACUGGUACUGACUCAGCUAGGGACUCACCCACACCUCAGGGGCUGGGCCUCCCGGAGCAGGCCACAGGCUGUGGGCCACCCACCUCCCAGCCCCACCAGGCCCAGAGCGUUUCCCUACUCUGUUUUCUGAAAGUUCUCUCCUCUCUGCGUCUAAGGCUAACUCUGCCCACCCAGAGCCUUACUCACUGUUAGGACAACUGCUCGCUGGGAGCCACUCCCUUAAGUAGGGUGAUGACAUAUGCAUCAACUCGCUGAUUAGCAGGAAGAAGAACCCAGCCAAACGGCGCAAUCGAGUCAGCUCCGACUCCUGGUAUGUCAGCGUAGCCCUGUGCUCCACAGGGUCUUCAAUGGCUGGCUUUGGGGGGAGUAGAUAACCAGGCCUUUCUUCUGAGGCACCCGGGUGGAGGGGUGUGUGGCGACUUGAACCUCCAACCUUUCAGUCAGUGGCAGAGCACAUUCACUGUUUUAAACUGCCCAGAGACUUCCAAGCAAUAUGAAAGUCUGUUGCUGUCGAGUUAAUUCCAAUUGCCAGCAGCCCUAUAGGGCCGAGUAGAACUGCCCCUGUGGGUUUCCAAGGUUGUCAUCUUUAUCGGAGUCGACUGCCACCUCUUUCUCUUUCUGUGGAGCAGCUGGUGGGUUUGAACCUCUGUCAACCUGCUGAUGAGCAGCUGCCGAGCACUUAGCCACUUAGAUAAGGAGCCAGCCGGGCUCGAUAACACGAGAUCCUCUGUUGACAAUGAAGCUGAGGCUCAGAGAGGUUAAGUAGCUUUGACAUGGCAGCACUGGAACUCAGUCCCAACCUCAGAUCUGUGUCCUUGAGAUGGGGUUCACUGUACCCCUGGGUAGGCCUGAGGUGCUUAGUGAGGCCGAGGCACCUCCCUGGGGCUCAGGGACCCUGGUGACCUUGGUUACAAGUUGAGCUGCUAACCUCAAGGCCAACAGUUCAAAGCCACCUGUCACUCGUCAAGAGAUAAAUGAGGCUUUCGACUCCUAUGCAGAGUUACAGCCUCAGAAAUUCACAGGGCAGCUCUGCCCUGGCCUGUGGGGCCUGCUACAAGUCUGGCUGGCUGUGAGUUUGGAGUGACAGCCAGGUGUCCAGCCCAUGUGGGCAUUUGCACCUGGCCUCUCCACAUUUCAGAAAGGGGCCUGGGGGAUGCCCAUUAUUCACAGAAGACGAGGGUCGAAGAAGGGAAGGGAUUUGCAUGAAGUGAGAGAUGAGCUAGGGCUCGCCCCUCCCUGUGGGCCCCUUCCCCAGGCCCUGCGCUGCCCUUUGUGCUACAGAGAUGAACACAGAGGCCCUGGAAGGGGCAGAUGCCAGGACCCCCUUCCCUGCCAGGCCCUCCUGUGUCUGCCACCAGCAGCACCCCAGGAGCUUACACUCCGCUACCACACACUCCAAACCAAUAAAGUUUUCUAUUUUGUUUA